AUGAUGGAGAUUAUGCAAUCAGGAGAAGCAGAAUUUCAGUUUGAUUGUCGACAUAUAAAAGCUAUCCUCUUAGACAUGCUAAUUGCAGCAAUGGACACUUCAGCCACAUCAGUAGAAUGGAUUCUCACUGAGCUUCUAAGGCACACUCAAGCAAUGAAGAAAUUACAAAGAGAGUUAGAAGAAGUUGUAGGCAUGGACAGAAUGGUUGAAGAAUCAGACCUGGAGAAUUUAAAGUACUUAGACAUGGUUGUAAAAGAGGGCCUGAGGCUGCAUUCCAUAGUGCUAGUAAUGCAUCAUGAGGCCAUGGAAGAUUGUGUAGUCGACGGCUUCCACAUACAAAAGGGAUCCCGAAUCAUGAUAAAUUGUUAUGCAAUUCAGAGGGAUCCAAAUGUUUGGCCUGAGCCUGAGAAGUUUUUGCCUGAGAGAUUUGUCGGGAGCAGUGUAGAUAUUCGUGGAUGCCACUUCCAACUUUUACCAUUUAGCUCUGGUAGAAGAAGCUGCCCCGGAAUGCAGUUGGGGAUUACCAUUGUUCGCCUUGUGGUUGCACAAUUGGUGCAUUGCUUUGAUUGGGAGAUUCCAAAUGGUAUGCAGCCUCUGGAUUUAGACGUUGAUGAGGAGUUUGGGAUAGUAUUGUGCAAAGAAAAGCCUUUGAUGGCUAUUCCUACUUAUAGACUAAAUGAGAUCGUUGAUGUACUUGAGUGUAAUAGCUAUCCAGAAGCUAUUUCGAGUAGAGAAGCAAAUCGGCGAAUUGGUAUUAUAGCUGAAGAGAUUGAGUCUCUUAACAAUGGAUAG
Nicotiana tabacum (common tobacco) is the source of this 792-nucleotide messenger RNA. NCBI's taxonomy places the organism in Eukaryota, Viridiplantae, Streptophyta, Magnoliopsida, Solanales, Solanaceae. The record is from RefSeq and is a predicted model, not a curated record.